Messenger RNA from Coniophora puteana RWD-64-598 SS2, 1308 nucleotides. Its product is annotated as tryptophanyl-tRNA synthetase. Lineage: Eukaryota; Fungi; Basidiomycota; Agaricomycetes; Boletales; Coniophoraceae. Gene Ontology annotation, cellular component: cytoplasm. Gene Ontology annotation, molecular function: ATP binding; tryptophan-tRNA ligase activity. The record is from RefSeq and is a predicted model, not a curated record. Gene Ontology annotation, biological process: tryptophanyl-tRNA aminoacylation. The transcript has 8 exons. The coding region runs from base 1 to 1308 and encodes 435 amino acids.
AUGAGCGCGGAGUCAGCAGCUGAAGCCCUGGGCAACACCACCCUCACCGACCCCGGUUCGGAGUCCGCACCCGCGAUCAAGCCCGUCGCGGCCAGCGCACAGGCCCAGGUCGUCACGCCCUGGGACGUGCAGGGCUCCGUCGGCGCGGACGGCCAGCAGGCCGCGAUCGACUACGAGAAGCUGCUCGACCAGUUCGGCACGCGGCGCAUCGACGCUGCGCUCCUGGAGCGAUUCGAGAAGCUCACAGGGCACCGGCCGCAUCCGUUCCUACGGAGGGGGAUGUUCUUCUCGCAUCGGGAGUUCGACAAGAUUCUCGAUCGGCAUGAGCAGGGCAAGCCGUUCUUUUUGUACACGGGGCGUGGACCGAGCAGUGAUAGUAUGCACUUGGGACAUAUGGUUCCGUUUGUGUUCACUAAGUGGUUGCAGGACGUGUUCGAUGUUCCUCUUGUCAUCCAGUUGACUGAUGACGAGAAGUUCCUGUUCAAGCAUGAGCUGAAGGCCGAGCAGACAUACGAAUUUGCUCGCGCGAACACCAAGGACAUCAUUGCGGUUGGGUUCGACGUAAAUAAGACGUUUAUCUUCAGCGAUUUCUCGUAUGUCGGCGGCGCGUUCUACAAGAACGUUGUCAAGAUCUCCCGCCAGAUCUCAUUCAACCAGGCCAAGGCCACCUUCGGCUUCAACGAAUCUGACAACAUCGGCAAAAUCCACUUUGCCUCGGUGCAGGCCGCGCCGUCCUUCUCGAACUCCUUCCCGCACAUCUUCGGCGAGGUGUCCAACAUCCCCUGCCUGAUCCCCUGCGCGAUCGACCAGGACCCGUACUUCCGGCUGACGCGCGACGUCGCGCAGAAGCUCAAGUACCCCAAGCCUGCGCUCAUCCACUCGCGCUUCUUCCCCGCCCUGCAGGGCCCGCAGACGAAGAUGAGCGCGUCGGACCCGAACUCGAGUAUCUACAUGACGGACACGCCCAACCAGAUCAAGAACAAGAUCAACAAGCAUGGGUUCUCGGGCGGGAGAGAGACGGAGGAGGAGCACCGUAAGUAUGGUGGGAACACGGAGGUGGACGUUGCCUAUCAGUACUUGGGCUUCUUCCUCGAUGAUGACGAGGAGCUCGCACGGAUAGGAGAGGAGUACAGAGCAGGUCGCCUACUUACAGGCCAGCUCAAGGGUCAAUGUAUCAAGCUCUUGCAGGACUUCGUAAAGGGCUUCCAAGAGCGGAGAGCGAAACUCACGGAGGCCGACGUGGACGCAUACAUGGCCGUCCGCAAGAUCGAGCCAAAGUUUGGGAAGAAGGCGGACGCAGCUGCCUAG